AUGACUCUCCCUUCCCACUGAUUUGCAUAUCUUAUAUUGCCUAAUGGAGGAGAUCAUGGCAAGGUAGAGGUCUGCCGAGCCCUCUCAAAGGAGAUUCACCAGGGCACGGAGGAGGAGCAGGUGUCUGGGGCUCACGGGGGGAACCCAAGACUUUGGGGUGUUUUUUAACCUACCUUCCCUCCCCCCCACCCCACCCCACCCCCCUCCCCUUCUCUCUCUCUCUCCCCUCCUGGUAAAAUGGUGUCCAAGCUCAGCUCUCUGCAGCAGGAACUUCUGAGCGCUCUCCUCAGCUCCGGUGUCACCAAGGAGGUGUUGAUCCAAGCCCUGGAGGACAUGGUGCCCACCACCAGCUUCGGGGUGAAGCUGGAGAACCUGCCCCUGUCCCCAGGCAGCGGGACGGAGGCGGACAGCAAGCCCGUCUUCCACACCCUCACCAACGGCCACAACAAGGGCAAGCUGUCCGGGGACGAGGGCUCCGAGGACGGGGACGACUUCGACACCCCGCAGAUCCUCCGGGAGCUGCAGGCGCUCAACACGGAGGAGGCCGUGGAGCAAAGAGCGGAGGUGGAUCGGAUGAUCAGCGAGGACCCCUGGCGGGCUGCAAAAAUGAUCAAAGGUUACAUGCAGCAGCACAACAUCCCCCAGAGGGAGGUGGUGGAUGUCACAGGCCUGAAUCAGUCUCACCUCUCCCAGCACCUCAACAAGGGAACACCCAUGAAAACGCAGAAGCGGGCAGCACUCUACACGUGGUACGUCCGGAAGCAGAGGGAGAUUCUCAGACAAUUCAACCAGACAGUCCAGGGUUCUGGAAAUAUGACAGACAAAAGCAGUCAAGAUCAGCUGCUGUUUCUCUUUCCAGAGUUCAAUCAGCAGAACCAGGGCACGGGCCAGCUCGAGGACACCUGCUCUGAAACCCCCAGCAAGAAGAUGCGACGGAAUCGAUUCAAAUGGGGGCCUGCCUCGCAACAAAUCUUGUACCAAGCCUAUGACCGGCAAAAGAACCCUAGCAAGGAGGAAAGGGAAGCCUUAGUGGAGGAAUGUAACAGGGCGGAAUGUCUCCAGCGAGGAGUGUCCCCCUCCAAAGCGCAUGGGCUGGGCUCCAACCUGGUGACGGAAGUUCGUGUCUACAACUGGUUCGCGAACCGACGGAAAGAGGAGGCUUUCCGCCAGAAGCUGGCCAUGGACGCCUACAGCACAGGCCAGCCGCACAGCAUGAACCUCCUGCUGUCCCACAACUCGCCCCAUCACACCCAGCCUAGCUCUUCGCCCCCCAGCAAAAUGGCAGGAGUCCGAUACAGCCAGCAGGGGAACAAUGAGGUCACUUCCUCUUCUACAAUCAGUCACCACGGCAACAACACCAUGGUGACCACCAGCCAGUCCGUCCUACAGCAGGUUUCUCCAGCAGGGUUGGACCCAGGCCACAAUUUACUCUCGCCUGAUGGUAAAAUGAUCUCUGUUUCGGGAGGUGGGCUGCCCCCUGUAAGUACCCUGACCAAUAUCCACAGCUUGCCCCAUCACAACCCACAACAAUCUCAGAACCUCAUCAUGACACCGCUCUCUGGCGUCAUGGCAAUCGCGCAAAGUCUAAAUACUUCCCAGGCGCAGAGCGUCCCUGUUAUCAACAGUGUUGCCGGAAGUCUGGCAGCUUUACAACCAGUCCAGUUUUCCCAGCAGCUACACAGUCCUCAUCAACAGCCUCUCAUGCAACAGUCGCCCAGCCAUAUGACACAGCAGCCUUUUAUGGCCACAGUGACUCAGCUGCAGAAUUCACACAGUAAGGAUCUUGUCAGUGUAUGCACACAAGCAGGAGCCUCCCCAGUAUUCCCACACUUCCCGGUUUCCAUCAGCCAUGGUGGUCACAGAUACCAGCAGCAUCAGUACAUUAACCAAUAUGUCUUCCAAUAAACAGUGUCCCCUGCAAGCCUGGUGAUGUUCCACACCUCACUUAUUCUGCACCUAGCAACGGGAACUUAUUUUCCACAACAUCACGCCGGUAACCAACGAAGUCCGAGGGGUGUUGCCAUAGUGAAGCUCAGCCGGCUUGUCUAGUGCUAUAGCGAGACGCCCAUUAACCUGAAAAAGAGCUAGCGCUUCAAGACUUAAUAGCCACCCUUCUGUGACUUGACAGGACCGAAGUGCCUACUCCCAGAGACUGUGCUUUUCCAUUUCCUUCACGCAGUAUUUCCAAGAGAUGUCUUGAGGAUUUUAAGUAUUUGCCUUUGAGAGGGCAUUGGCUCUCAUGAGAAAAUUAAGAACAAAAUGUACAGAUGGCAGAAGAGGAAGACGAAGAUCAAACAUAUUUAAGUUAUAUUCCUUCACCAAACAGACUGAUGAGACUUGGAGCUGUUACUUGGAGUUUGGAAGAAGGAAUCGCAUGUUCUGUUGAACUGAGCCAAUUAAACUGUAAAUAUAGAUAAACUUCUCUCCUCUCCGAUCCUUCCAUCUCCAUCUAUAAAUAGAGAGUUAUAUUAAAGAAGUAAAUUUUGUCCAAUGGAUGUAAACUACUGUAAUUAAGUGCAAUUUCCCCACCUGUAUAUAUUGCCAAAAUUUUUCUUAUUUCUCUUUUUGUAAAGGUCAGAACUGAAGGUUUUUCUUUUUUUUCUUUCUUUAAAUGAACAAAAUCAUGAGGAAACACCUGGGCCUAGUCAAUGAUGAUAGUCAACCAGUGUUUGUGAGGACAGACAUAAGCUCAUCCUUUGUACAGCUGCUACUAAAGGCUGACAAAUUGUGGUUUGGUCAAUAGUCCAGACAAAUAUGAACCCAAAUUUAGUGAAGGACCAGGAAUGAAAUACAUAACCCAAUGGCUGGCUACCCAGUGACCAUGAAAUGCACCAUCCAUCUGGUGGCUACUGCCAAUAUGCAGAGCUCAAAAAUGUAUGAUAUUCCCUGACAUGUAGGCAUUCUGAGUGAAAAUGUUUAGGGGCAAGGGAAGAGGGAAUUAAAACAUGUGGACUGCUUUGGGAGUUCUCAGCUUACAGGUGUGGGUAGUUUUCAAGGAAGCCUGUAGCAUUUGCUGCUAUGUACCUGAAUGGGCUGGUAACCACACUUUUUAGUGGGAACUUUCUACACGUCCAAAGGGGUUUGGAGAAAUCCUGAUCUUCUUUGGAGCAGGGGGGAAAAGUGAGAAGUGAAAUCCCACUAUCACCUCAGGAAGUGAGAAGGGAUUUGGUGUCUAAUAUCACCUGGUCUCCUGCUCAAUAAAAACUGUUAAUAUAAGCCAGUUAUCUUACAUUGUACAUAAUUGUAGGGCAAGCCUUAUUAACUUUCCCUUUCCAAUUAACAAGCCAAGGGCAUAGUUCUGAUGCCACUUCCUAGCCUGUUGCUGGGUUUCCCUCCUCUGCAACUGGAUAAAAUAUCUGUAGUGCCAGGAGUGUGAGUGUUUCAUGCUGACAGCCAGAUAUGUUGCCAUUAAGGGCCUCAUUGUCAUACCAUGACUCAGACUGAGUAGUGUCUUGCUCACCAAGUAAUGCCUUUGAAUUCAGUAGGACUAUGCAUAGUGAGAGGUACUACUUAGUCCAAUAUGGAUAAAGGUAUCACAAUCUGGCCCUAAACCAGAAAUGUACAUGCUGGAAAAUGACCAUAAAGGGGCUGUGAUGGCUUUGAGGGCAUAUCUCCAUUGCCUCCCAUUGAUGCACUGGCAGGUGCUGUAUUGGCCUGUUCUUUACUCGUUGGCUGUAGAGGUAUUUGAGACAGAAAGUUCCUGGAAAAGGGUAGAAUUAUUAAGCAAAAGGCCCAUUUGGGAGGGGUGCGUGGCUAACAAUUUUUUAUCUCUUCCCAUUCCAAAUUCAUUUCAACAGAAGACUGGGGUCUAAUCCUGCUUCUUUGAAAUCAAUAACAAAACUUUCCUUAACAUCGGAGGGACCAGAAUUAAGGCCUUUGGCAAGGAGACCAGAUGAUCUACUAGUAGCCAGCAGGGGAGCGCACAAAUAACAAAUUCUUCUGGGUCCUCCUCACUCCAAGUUUGGGGAUACUGGAACUUUUCUCCAUCCUGCUAACCACUCUAGAACGUAAAUCAGACAACUAGUAUCUCCCCAGCUUGUAACUACUAUAGGAAAAAAGGGAUACUGGGCCAGACCCUCAGCUGAUUAUAAAUCGUCGUAGUUCUAUUGAAGUCAAUGGAGCUACACUGAUUUACACUAGCUAAGGAUCUGGUGUAAAAUUUUCAAAAGUGCCUAAAUCCCAUUUUCAAAGGGACUUAGGAACCUGCAUCUUGUUUACUUGAGGUGAGUCUUAGGCUCCUAAAUGCCUAAGUCACUUGAAAAUGGGACAGGCGCCUGAAUCACUUAGACACUUCUGAAAUUUUUUUUAGCUGGUGCCUUAAUUUCAGACUCCAUGAGCAAUUAAAAAGGGUAAACCUCAUUAGAGUCUUCCUGUGAACAGAAUGAUCAAUACUAAAUAUAAAAGCAGCAGAUUCUCUUUUUGGGGCAGGGACCAUCUUUUACUUUUGUGUUUGUACAAUGCCUAGCACAAUGGGGUCCCAAUCCUCAUUGGGAUUAGUAGGAAUUACUGGACGACAAGUAAUAAAUCAUUAUGAACUGGAAAGCAAUCUUUGGAAUGAAAUUUAUUUUGAUGUAUACUAUAAUUAAAUACCAUUUCUUCUG
This is a messenger RNA of Terrapene triunguis (Three-toed box turtle), 4601 nucleotides long. It is a transcript of the gene HNF1B, whose product is annotated as HNF1 homeobox B. Gene Ontology annotation, molecular function: RNA polymerase II cis-regulatory region sequence-specific DNA binding; DNA-binding transcription factor activity, RNA polymerase II-specific. The coding region runs from base 238 to 1905 and encodes 555 amino acids. The record is from RefSeq and is a predicted model, not a curated record. Gene Ontology annotation, cellular component: nucleus. The transcript has 9 exons. Gene Ontology annotation, biological process: regulation of transcription by RNA polymerase II; positive regulation of DNA-templated transcription; liver development. NCBI's taxonomy places the organism in Eukaryota, Metazoa, Chordata, Testudines, Emydidae.